This is a messenger RNA of Polistes dominula (European paper wasp), 3192 nucleotides long. It is a transcript of the gene Atg9, whose product is annotated as autophagy-related protein 9. Gene Ontology annotation, biological process: piecemeal microautophagy of the nucleus; autophagy of mitochondrion; protein localization to phagophore assembly site. Lineage: Eukaryota; Metazoa; Arthropoda; Insecta; Hymenoptera; Vespidae. The record is from RefSeq and is a predicted model, not a curated record. Gene Ontology annotation, cellular component: autophagosome; phagophore assembly site.
AGAAAGUAUCAGUAAAGAUGGUGGCUUCGAAGGACGGAGCUAAGCAUUCUUAACGGUCAAAUGUCUAAAUUAGCUGUGAAUAAGAGGUCUAAAGUUAAUCAACAUGUAAGUGUCGAUUCACGAAGGGUCAGUUCUAUGUAAAUGAAAGACUUGCGAGUAAUCUCAAAGAAAAGAAUUUCGAAAAGCAGUAAAAUAAGACAUUGAGAGAGUAACCUACUCUACCUAUUUGUACAAUUUGUAUUAAGAAAAUAAAACACAUCAUGAGAGGAGGAAGAAGGACGGAUAUUGUCUUCUUCACUAAUCAAAAAGUAAAAGCAGGGAUAAGCUAUUGGUCGAGGGAGCGAUAAAGUCUGUCAUGUUUAUAAAGAUGCAGAUUUGGGAGCAACUUUCCACCUGUAGUUAAAUAAACUUAAUGACAUGAAAGAAUGAAACGAGAUACCGUCAUUACCUGUGUGGAACCAAACCGAAGAGCAAAAACGAUGACAACUAUAUUGGAUGGCAGCUAUCAACAGCUCGAGUCUUACGACGAGGGUGAAGGUGAUGGUGACAAUGAUAACGAACAAGAAGAAACGCCUCAAGAAUCAGCUGUUAUGAUACAUGUAGUACCGGAAGGAAACAAGGCCAGAUGGAAUCAUAUAGAAGAUUUGGAUUCAUUCUUUAUGAGAAUGUAUCAUUAUCAUCAAAAGCAUGGCUUCAAAUGCAUGAUGCUCGAAGAAUUUUUUGAAUUACUAGAAAUCAUUUUCAUAGUCACUCUCUUCACGUUCCUCUUGCAUUGUGUCAAUUAUCCUGUAUUACUUGGAUAUGAAGAUAUCCAGCACAAAUUAACAAUCCCCGAUGUCUUGUUUUCAUCCGAGGAGUGUUUAGCCUCCAUAGGAUGGGCUACAUGGUUUUGCAUUUUAUUUGCAGCUAUUUAUUUAACUCUAAGCAUCCUUAAAGUUCUCUAUCAUCUCAUUAAGUUCUGGGAUAUUAAAUUAUUCUUUAAUGAAGCAUUAAAAAUUGAUGACGCGGAUUUAGAUAAUUUUACAUGGCACGAAGUUCAAAGUAGAGUAAUAGAAGUUCAAAAGGAACAGGAAAUGUGCAUCCAUAAAAGAGAGCUGACGGAAUUAGACAUAUAUCAUAGGAUAUUAAGAUUUAAAAAUUAUGAAGUAGCUAUGAUCAACAAGUCUUUGUUACCUCUCAAAUUUAAAGUCCCUAUAUUUGGUAACAUUACUUUUUUGACUAAAGGAUUAAAAUAUAAUAUUGGACUACUCUUAUUCUGGGGACCAUGGUCGCCUUUUGAAAAUAAUUGGCACUUAAAAGAAGAAUAUAAAAAAUUAAGUAAGAGACAGGAACUAGCGCGAGCAUUAUCGAAACAAAUUUUAUGGGUUGGGAUAGCUAAUUUCUUAUUAUGUCCAUUAAUUCUUUUAUGGCAAAUCCUUCAUUUAAUUUUUAGCUAUGGCGAACUAGUAAAGAACGAACCAAGUACUUUGGGAUUAAGAAUGUGGUCUCCGUAUGGUCGACUGUAUCUUCGUCAUUUCAACGAACUUGAUCACGAAUUAAAUGUCCGAUUAAAUCGUGCUUAUCAUCCUGCUCAAAAAUAUAUGAAUUUAUUCACCUCCCCAACAACUACGGUCGUGGCCAAAUUUUUUGCAACUACAUUUGGCUGUCUGUGUUUCGUUACUUUGUUAUAUGGAUUAAUAUGGAAUACUAUUGUACAUGUUGACCACAUGAUAACAAUAGCAACGUUUUUGAGUUUUGUUGUAAUCGGUGCAAGAAGACUCAUACCCAGUGAAAAUUUGGUAUGGUGUCCAGAUGCAUUGUUGAACGGUGUUUUGGCACAUAUACAUUAUAGUCCGGACAGUUGGCGAGAUACUGCACAUACACAAAAAACAAGAGCACAGGUAGCUGUACUCUUCCAACAUACCAUUGUGCAUUUAUUGGAAGAAUUGAUAUCUCCUUUGGUAACACCAUUUAUUUUGUGCUUCCGCAUAAGACGCAGAGCUUUAGAAAUUGUAGACUUUUUUCGUAAUUUUACUAUCCAAGUAACUGGAGUCGGUGAUGUAUGUAGUUUCGCUCAAAUGGAUAUAAGAAAACAUGGAAAUCCAGCUUGGCAAACUGUUGAUCAGAAUCCUAUAAACAAUCGUAAUACAGGAUACGAUAAUCCAGCAUGUAAUAUUAAUAUAGGAAAGUUCGACGUUAAAGAGCCGGCUGAGGAUGGUAAAACGGAGUUAUCCCUGAUACAUUUUACCCUAACCAAUCCAGAAUGGAAGCCGCCGAGUCACGCAGAAAACUUUGUUACGGCAUUAAGAGAGAGAGCUAAGAAGGAUAUUAAUAAUGUACAAACCGUCGAAAACCCAAUGAUUACAAGUUUAACUAAUGUAUCUGAUUUAGGACCUCAAUACGACGGAAUAGUAUCAAAUCUAUUCCGAAGUAUGACAAACCAACAAAGUGUUCCAAAUAUGAGCAGCGCACUUAACUACCAAUCUGAUGGUAAUUUUGGUGUUUCGAACCCAAAUUACUCAGCAUCUACCAGUCAAAGUAUACCGCGUUACCAAUAUUAUGGCGUCACAAGAGCUGAAGGUCCAUUGUACAGUGAUAAAAGAUUCAUGUAUGGACUGCAACAAAGUAUAUCAAACAAUUCACUUGGUGGAUCCAUUUUUGGAUCUGGAAACGAAGUAGUUAUAAACAAGUCGGUACCGACAGACUUAAUUGCAGCUGAUAUGUCGUUAUCUACAUUGUACCUGCAUGAGCUUCAUCACAAACAAGUAUAUGAUCGAGGGAGUCAUCAAGAAAGAUCUACAAGAAAUGUUUGGCUGCGAAGUCCAGUUCAAGAAUUAGAAACGCUUUCUGAAGUCAGACAAGAAAGAGCUCCUUUACUUUCUCAUCAGGAUUCUUCUAUUAGAAUAAAUAAAGAAUCCUAGCGUAACGGUUGUGCCGAGGUCAUUCAAAUGAAAACUUUCAACUAAUUCACCAUGCUAUUACUGGCUUAGAUGAAUUAUGAGUUUCUUUCUUUCAUUUGUUUUGUCCUUUUUAAUUCUCUAAGAAAGACUUCAUAAAGCUGAAGUUUCUAAUGAUAGAAAAAUAUACUUUAGACGCAUAGAAAGUCACCCGAAAAUUAGUAGCUUUGAUGAUAGUUUGGCUCUCUUUUUUCUUCUUUUUUUUCUAAUUUAUCCUUACAAUUUAAAUUUUAUAUCUAUAUUACAAUUUUUUUUA